Molecule: messenger RNA, 1716 nt
Organism: Melampsora larici-populina 98AG31
Lineage: Eukaryota; Fungi; Basidiomycota; Pucciniomycetes; Pucciniales; Melampsoraceae
Exons: 2
Coding region: 1-1716 (571 amino acids)
Source: RefSeq, a predicted model, not a curated record
AUGUCUCACCCGAAUAACAACUCGUCAGCUCCCGUUGGUGUCACUACCAAUACCUCCUCAUCGGCAGCCUCUUCUCACGCUCCUACUAGGAUGCGGAAUCCAAUGGUCGAACAGGUCGUUUCAUCAUCAUUGCCAAUCACUGUCCCACAAUCGCUGUUGAUAUCCGCCAAUCCUAUGGCGAGUCUUCAAAUAUUCGCAGAAGCAGAGCGUGCCAAGACUCGUGGACAGACCUCUAGCCAGAGGGUAUCAUGGACUUCUGCCUGGAGUCGGUUCCCAACUUCCUCUUUGGCUCAAUCAGCGCAAGUCCAUGCUACAGCAAACCACACAAAUGAUCGAAAGCGACCACGACCUCCGACAGCUGAAUUCGAAACCGAUGCCCUGGUUUCGGUUGGAUCGUCAACAUCACAGGCUGCAAGACUUCCUCUCCGAAAGCGCCGAAAAAAUAUGCCCAACCGCAAUCCCUUCUAUCCUUCCUACCUCCAGUCUCCAACGCCUUCAAUUUUAUCUCUUUCCUCAACAGUCUCAACUGGAGAUACCACCGACUCCGACGUACAUGAUCUCACGGAGGAUGAAGAUAGAGAUGAGAACAAUGAAUAUCUAGUACCAGCGUACCCUUGUCUGCCUCCAACUCCUCUGACCCCCCACGAUGUCUUACAGUCCACGACGUUAUCUCGAAUGUUUUCACGUGCCAAUCGAACAUUCCAUCAAAUUGCGAAUAGUGCAACAGGCCUAGUCGAAGCAGAUCAGAGUACUUGCAAUCGCAUGGGCGAGCUGGUUGAAGUUUUGAGAGGUGAUCUGGGUGGAAGGCGAUGGUUUGAAGUGGUCGAGCGCGCUUUUUUGUCACCGACAUCGAAGGAGGUCUUAUCGAAUUCUACUCGGAAUGGCAAGAGCACCGCAUCAUCAAUAGCACAAAAACCGCCGCAGAAUGACUCUGUUGCCAACGCAGGCAAGGAAACUUCCUCUAAUGCACUUCCUGGACGUCGUCGAAUACAAUCCAUGGAGCAGCCUGGACUGGACGCUCGGUCUCAUAGGGUCUUCGGCGGCUCAAGUGAUGCAACAAAUCAUCUUGAGAGCGGAUCAGAUUCCCUCAACGAGUCUCAUCGUUUGAUGCUCGAUCCACGAUACCAAAUUCUGACCCAAGCACCAGGUUUCAUCCAGUCAUUGUUUGUUUCUUCUGAUCCAGUCACCGUACCUAUGAUGUAUCGCCCUCCAAAUGAUGUAAGGGGACUCCACGCGAGCCAGCAGACCCAACCUAGCGAACUCAACACCUCGCAGAAGAUUAACGGUGCAUCUACAGGAUCGAAUACCAAAAGCCAUCCUGCCAGUGUCGCGUCUGGGAACGGCUCGUUGGAAAACCUUUCAAUUCAGCAACAGAUUGAUUCUUACCAUGAUUGUACAAUCGAAAUUUCGAAAUUCCUCGGUGAUUUAACCGAUUAUCGUGACAGGCUCUUGGAGGUCAGAGAUGGUUGUUUGAGCGUGGAUAAACGUAGAAGGGCUUUGUGGGCGAUUGUGAAAGUGUGUGCAAAUGGCUAUGACGAGAUAUGUAACGGCCAGAACUCAAAUACCAAGACCGAAUCGAGCGCUGUCGCAGCUUCGACAAUGGAAUCAAAGCAAGAACCUAAUGGUACUGUUCACACAGGUCAAUCUACUGCACCUUCCCGAACAAAUGGUCACACUGAAACGCCAUCUUUACGCGGAAAGAGCCGAGCCAGAUGA